CUUUCAUGAUGGGAACUCAUGAGGUGAAAAACAUAAGAUUUAUCGUAAAGCAGUCUUUCGAGGGGUACGGAAAGCCAGAAGCCCUCCAAUAUGAAAUCCAAUUAUUACAGAGAUUAGCAGGAGCACCACAUAUCAUGCAACUCUUCGCAAUUCGGGACAACCCACUCCUUCGGGCCGGCAUCGGGCCAGUUCUCAUAGUGGAGAACCUCCGGGGCGGGACACUCAAUCGAUUCUUGAAGCAAUUAGACGAACUGCAAAUAGAGUUGCCGAAUAGAGUCUUGUGGGCGAUACUGUUAUGCCUUGUUCGUGCCAUCGCGGCGAUGGCAUGGCCCGAUACCAUGCCGAAGGAGACAGCACAUCCGAGUGUACCGAAGACGCAACUUGCUCACUUCGAUAUGAAUCCUAAAAAUAUUAUGUUUGGCGAGUUUGACCCAAUUAAUCAUCGAAAAUUCCCAAUAGUAAAGUUGAUAGAUUUUGGGAUUACCCACGAACAUCCCCCAAUGGGGAAUCCGCCUGUUGAGGACCCUGGAGUUAGACGGAAUUUAUUUGACAUCGGUAGGAUGAUGCAUCUCCUAAUAACAGGUCAAGAACCUGGGAGGGAGAGUGAGAACAUGGAGGUUCACGCCCAAGGAGUUCACCUAUGGCUAGAUUCGUAUGCGACCGGCCUUCCACCGUCACAACCAGCAGGGAUGAAUUCUCUAGACCCAGAUUUAAGGGAUUCCGUUGUAUACUGCUUAGCAGCCAACCCUCACCAACGGCCUCUGCUCGAAAGUUUCCUUCCAUUCGUUGCUGAACAGGUUGAAACGAGAACAGCCGAGGUUUACAAAGACUUCCCUAAUGCGGCAUAUGAAGAGGACCAGGCCAUCGUCGAACUUGUCGAUAUGACGAUUCUGGUUCCUGAAGAACCUGUCGAAAUCUUGUAGUAGCCUGAUAUCUUCGAGAAAAAUUAGGGCGAGGAAUGAUGUUGAUAAUUCGUUACAGGGGACGUCCUGUUGUUGACAAAUCUUUUGUGUAUUUCAAACCUUCUACAUUAACGGCAUUUAAUAUCACCGUCAGAACCAUCUAAAUAUCUAUC
Hypoxylon trugodes is the source of this 1075-nucleotide messenger RNA. RefSeq names its product kinase-like domain-containing protein. The coding region runs from base 6 to 923 and encodes 305 amino acids. Gene Ontology annotation, molecular function: ATP binding; protein kinase activity. The record is from RefSeq and is a predicted model, not a curated record. NCBI's taxonomy places the organism in Eukaryota, Fungi, Ascomycota, Sordariomycetes, Xylariales, Hypoxylaceae. The transcript has 6 exons. Gene Ontology annotation, biological process: protein phosphorylation.